AUGUCUACCCACAAAGCCCUAGUUCUCCAUGCGCGCGAUGCACCCCUCACCCUCGAAACCGUCCCCCGCCCUACGGUCUCAACCGGCGACGCAAUCGUCCGCAUCCUCGCUGCCGACAUCGUCCCCUACAUGAAUGAAGUCCUAACCAACAAACUCCCCUACCCGCUCUCCCUCCCCAUGACACCGGGAAACACGGCAAUCGGACGCAUCCACGAAGUCGGACCCGAUUCAGUCAGUCUCACGCCGGGCCAGCUCGUCUUCUGCGACAUUACCAUCCGCGCGCGCGAUAAUCCGUCUGUCUCGAUUCUCUACGGGAUCCAUGGAGGUGGAUAUCCGGCCGCGCAGAAACUCAUGGAUGGAGUCUGGCGCAAUGCGACCUAUGCGGAGUAUGCAAGGUUUCCAUUGGAGAAUCUGUAUCCGCUGGAUGAGGAUGUUCUCCUGGGGAGGUUGGGGUAUACUAUCAAUAAUCUGUGUCUUAUGCCUGUUGGUCUGGUCCCGUUUGGUGGAUUGUCCGAGGUAGAUGUCAAGCCUGGUGAGGUUGUCAUCAUCGCCCCUGCGACGGGGCGGUAUGGUGGCGCUGCUGUGGCCGUUGCACUGGCGAUGGGCGCGACUGUUAUCGCGGCUGGCCGGAAUGGGUCUGCGCUCGAGACUCUACAGCGGAUCCAUGGCACUGCGAGACUACGAACCGUGCAACUCACCGACGACGCCGCAGCCAAUACAGAGGCAUUCCGUGUGGCGGCAGGCAAAGCAGACGGAGCGGAUGUCUACCUUGAUCUCUCCCCGCCGGCAGUACAGGGGUCAUCACUCCUCGCAUCUGGUAUCCGCGCACUCCGCCCCUUCGGCCGAUGUAUCGUGAUGGGUGGCCAUUUGGGGAAUAUUGAAUUCCCGUAUCUGGAGAUCAUGCUCAAGAGUAUCCGCAUCCAGGGCCGGUUCAUGUAUGAUCGGAAGCACGUGCUGCAGAUGAUUCAGAUGGUGGAGUCGGGAUUAUUGCCCUUGGGAGAGAAGUCUGGUGUGACUCAUACCGAGGAGUUUGGGCUUGAGGGGAUCGAAGAUGCCUUGGAGGCCGCGGCGAAAUUGAGUGGGUGGGGUGGGCAUGUUGUUCUAAAGCCAUAGGAGAGUAUAAAGUACUACUAGUAAUGACUACAGGUGUUGCCGAUAUAGAUAGCGCACAUUGUUGGUAUAGAUAGACAAGUGUGCUACGGCCUCGCGGAUUAUCAAUCCACCAAGCCAAAGUGACCAUGU
This is a messenger RNA of Aspergillus calidoustus, 1242 nucleotides long. The record is from the annotation of a GenBank genome assembly. NCBI's taxonomy places the organism in Eukaryota, Fungi, Ascomycota, Eurotiomycetes, Eurotiales, Aspergillaceae.